AUGGUUUUUCGGUCUGGCAAGUCGCUUUUGAAGCUGCGCACUUUCUACAAAUCAGGUGCAUCUUUUUUGAGUGUAAAAAGGCAAUUUUUACUAACUGAUAUACGAAGAUCUGUCACAUACAAGCCAAUUAUCCUAACUAAUCAUGAUUGUCCGUUGUUGUCUUUCAAGCGCACUUUGUCUUAUCCUCCUCAUAUUGUGGUUAAACUCCCCAACUUGUCUCCCACUAUGGAGACAGGCACGAUUGUAAGCUGGGCUAAGAAUGAAGGUGAUGAGGUUUCGGAAGGUGACUUACUUGCUGAAAUCGAGACAGACAAAGCAACUAUGUCCUUUGAUGCCAAUGAGUCAGGAUAUCUUGCGAAAAUUUUAGCUCCUGCUGGAAGCAAAGAUAUACCUGUCGGAACAUCUCUCUGCAUUAUAGUUCAAGAUCAGAGUGCCAUUCCAGCUUUUAAGGAUUAUGUGACUGAACCCAUAAAACAAGUUUCUGCUUCAAAAACUACAGAAGCUCCCAAGCCUCCGACUACUCCUGCUCCUGAUCUUCAGUCCCCUCCUGUUACACCGAAACCUGUUGUUCUUGCUCCCAAAGCAACAGCAACUGGAGAAAGGAUUAUUGCCUCUCCACUUGCACGCCGUAUAGCUGCUGCAGAAGGAAUUGAUUUGAGACAGUUAGUUGGUACUGGUAUGGAUGGAAUGAUUCGUUCGACUGACUUAGGUGCUGCACCCGCUGUUAAAACUAGUACAACGGCUAGUCAAAUUUCAAUGAGUGGAAAAUUCGAAGAUAUUGAUGUUAGCAACAUGCGAUCAGUAAUUGCUAAACGAUUAACUCAAUCCAAACAAACUAUUCCACAUUAUUAUUUAACAAUGGACAUUCAAGUCGAUGAAAUUCUAGAAAUACGUUCUAAAAUCAAUUCAAAUUUGUCUAAUUUAAACAAAUCAACAUCUGAUGAACCUAUAUCAAAAAUCAGUUUAAAUGAUAUUCUUAUAAAAGCAGCUUCAUUGACAUGUUUAAAAGUACCCGAGUGUAAUUCAUCUUGGCAAGGUGAUUUUAUUCGACGAUAUCACUCUGUCGAUGUAAGUGUAGCUGUAGCUAUUCCCGCUGGAUUAAUCACACCGAUUAUCUUUUCUGCUGAUUCAAAGGGUUUAGUACAAAUCAAUAAAGAAAUGAAAACGCUAGUAACUAAAGCUAAACAGAAUAAAUUGCAACCUCAAGAAUAUCAAGGUGGAACAUUUUCAAUUUCCAAUUUGGGCAUGUUUGGAAUUUCCAAUUUCUGCGCUGUAAUCAAUCCACCUCAAGCAUGUAUUCUUGCUGUAGGUAGUACUAGACCGAAACUUCUACCAGACAGUAACAAUCCUAAAGGAUUUAAAUCAGCCAAUAUUCUAUCAGUUACAUUAUGCUGUGAUCAUCGUGUUGUCGAUGGAGCGAUAGGUGCUGCUUGGCUUAGUGAAUUCAAACAAAUCUUAGAGAAUCCAGCACUUUUUCUUAUUUAA
This is a messenger RNA of Schistosoma turkestanicum, 1485 nucleotides long. The record is from the annotation of a GenBank genome assembly. Lineage: Eukaryota; Metazoa; Platyhelminthes; Trematoda; Strigeidida; Schistosomatidae.